This is a messenger RNA of Prorocentrum cordatum, 1253 nucleotides long. NCBI's taxonomy places the organism in Eukaryota, Dinophyceae, Prorocentrales, Prorocentraceae. The record is from the annotation of a GenBank genome assembly.
UGGGGAGCGACGGCGGCGCAGGCCGCCCCUGCCGGGGCGGUCCUCGGCCAGGCAGCGGCGCCGGUCAUGGCGGCAGCACUGGCGUCGCCGUCGGCGGAGGAGGUCGACGGCGUGCUGGCGGUGCUGCAGUCGGCGGACAACGUCGCGCGGCGGCAAGCGGAGGCGCAGCUGGACGCUUGGUCGCAGUCCCCGGGCUUCCUGGCCGUGCUCAUGCAGCGCGCGCACCGGGCGCCCGCACCCCCGAGCCGCCAACUCGCGGCGACGUUGCUGGCCUGGAGGAUCCCGAAGUUCUGGCCGGGACUCUGCGCCCCCGACCAGGAGGCCGCCCAGGCUUCCUUGCUGGAGUGCUUCUCCGCCUGCGGGGAGCCUCCCGUGCUGCGGGCGCUGGGCGAGGCGUGCAACGCUCUGUGCCAGUCGAUGGCCAUCCACCGCGACACGCUCUGGGAGGAUCUCCUCCGCCUGGUGGCGGGGCUGCUGGCCGGUGAGUCCGCCGCGCACCGCAGGGCAGCCCUGGAGUUGUUGGCGGCGCUGGUGGAGUCCAUCGGGGGCCCCGACGGGACAGCGCCAGGACUGAGAAGUUCGGAGCGCGAUCAGCUUCUGAGUCAGGCCCAGUUCCAGGAGAGCCGAACCCUUGACCUGCUGGAGUGGAUCGCGCACUCUCUGGCGCUGCACGCCCGAGACGCGGACGCGGAGGUGCGCGUGGCGGCGCUGUCCGCCAUUGGCACGGCCUCUGCCAGCUGGUGCUUCGGCGCGGCGCGGGCGGACCUGCACCACUGGCAGUGCGCCGCCGACGCCGCGCUGGAGGCGGCUACGCAGGCGCUCGCCGGGCCCAGCGGCGAUGGCGGUGGCGCGCGGGCGCUGGCGGCGGCGCUGCGCGCGCUGUGCAGCCUUGCGCCGGCGCUGGGCUCGCAGGCCCUCAGCACCGCCUGCGCGCAGCUGGCGGCUCGGGUCCUCGGCGACAGCGCGGGCGGCGCGCGUUGCGCCGAGGACUGCCGCGUGCAGGCCUUGCAGCUGUUGCGCGCCCUCGCUCGCCGGCGCGACCGCAGCCUGCUGGCGGACCAGGCCCUUGUCGCCGUGGUGCCUGCCGUCGCGCUCGCGUGACGACACGCCCAGCGUGGACGACCUCGACGAGGUGAGCGCCCCGGCGCAGGCCGCCCGGGAAUGCCUGCGGGCGCUGUCGCGCGCGGACGCGGCGCGGGUGGUGCCGGUGGCGUUGGAGGCGGCGCGCGCGGCCGCGCGGUCGUCCGACGCCA